AUUAUUAUUAUUAUUUUAUUAAAACUGAAAUAUUAAUAAUUUUAUUGGGCACGAGUACCGUAGUCUCUCCCUGACUCUCUCCCGGCUCCCCCGUCUCUCUCUUUCUCUGUAUAUAUCUCCCUAUCUAUACAAUCUCUAUCAACGCAUCUACACAAUCUCUCUCUCUGGUCAUUCUCUUUGUAUAUUUAUUAAGUUAUGGAUGAUAAAUUAAAGUUAAAGUUGGUGGAAAAUCGUCGCCGAGUACAAGAGCAAUAUUUGAAAAACCGUGUUCCUCGUCGGCCUGAUAUUUUAAGGCAGAAAGCAGGUCCUGAUGGGGAUAAAUUUACAUCUAAACCAGGCGGAAAUAAGAGAAAAGCUCAUGCUGCUCCUGAUUCGGCUCCGCGGAAAAAAGUUAAUGUAGAUGAUGCAGGGACGACCUUUUGCAAUAGGGAUUUGGAAUUAAAAUUAAAAUUGAUGGAAAAUCGUCGCCGUGUUGAAGAGGAAUAUUCGAAAAAUCGUUUUUAUAGUCGUCUUGAUAUUUUAAGGCAGAAAUCAGGUCGUGCUGCAGUUGAAGAUAAAUUUACAUCGAAACCGGGUAGUAAGAGUAAAGCUCCGGCCCCGGCCCCUGCUCCAGCAGGAUUAAGAGUAGAUGGUGAUGCACCAGAGCCAUCCAUGUGCAAUAUGACAGAUCAGGAGGAAUUCCAGCAUUAUGUUUUUCUUUUUGAACUGGCUUUGGGAUAUGCUCUUUUCGAUGCUCGUGGAAUGAAUAAAUAUCCUGGAGCUUUGACCAAUUUCAAAAUAGCUGAGAAGUAUCUCAAUAACAACCCAUUUACGCUUAGAGCUUUUUAUCGCUUUCCAUCUCCUAGUGACGCUCUCGUUCAAAUGAAGGCUAUAUGCAACUCAACCGUGACAAAGGAGCUGAAACGUUUCGUAGCGGAUAAUAUUCCAGAACCAAGAUCUGGUUAUGUGCUUGCAGUUUCAAAUCCAACGUUGGUACAAACUAUAAGUUUUGCAACAAGGAAAAAUGUCAUAGCCGGUCAAAUAAUCGAUCAUGUCAUGCGUGGUUUGCGGGUGAAAAUUGACAAACUCAUCGUCGGCUUGGAGAUUGGGGACUUGAAAAUGGCUCAAUUUAAUUUGGCACGCAGUUUUCGUAGACAUAGUUUUGCAUGCAAAGGAAGUUCCAAAGUUCAAAGAAGUUUUCACAAUGUUGUUGCAGACAAAGUUGUGGUUGAGCCACAUAAAAUUGAAGGACUUUUCAUCACCAAGGGUUUGGGUAAAAAGAAUUUUAUCUGUACUAAAAAUUUAGUACCUGGUAAACUUCUUUACGAUGACCAAUUGAUAUCCAUUCAGAAUGAGGAUGAUAGAACUGAAGUUGAGUACAGAGUGUGGAAUCCACAUGUGUCAAAGUUGGCUGCUGCAGUACUAGGGGGUCUUUCUAAUAUAUGGGUUAAACCCGGCUCUCACGUUUUAUACCUAGGAGAUGUUUGUGGAAUUACAGUUUUACAAUUGUCUGAUCUUGUUGGCUUGGAUGGUUUGGUCUAUGUAAUUGGGUUGUCAGAUGCUGUUGCAAACACGGUGGAGGAGAGGUCAAAUGUUGUAACACUUCCUGGAAAUUAUUUCUUUCGUAAGGAUUAUAGCGUGAUUAAUGAUAGAGAUUACCGCAUGGAUGUUGGUAUGGAUUACCGCAUGGUUGUUGGUAUGGUGGAUGUGAUCCUUGGUGAUAUCGUUUAUCCCGAUCCCUCCUGGCAGGUGAAUUAUAUAGCUAGGUAUGCUCUUUUACAUCUUAAAACUGGUGGUCAUUACUUGAUCUCCACACGGGCAAGAAACAUCAAUUUGACUAGCCAAGUUAAAGAUCCAUUUGCAGACCACGAAAAACUUCCCAACUUCAUGAGGAUGGAGUUCGAGACAUACGAACAUGUCAUGUUGGAACCUAUAGGGAAAGGGCAUGCCAUGGUUGUUGGCGGUUACCGCAGGGUGAAGUAUUAGAUGUAUGUUCAGUCAGUACACUUAGGGCUAGAUCCUCUUUGAAUGCCAGGCUUAACACAAAUCCAAUACAUUUGCGGACUUGGAAAUGAUGGAUGUUUGCAGGGCCAGCAUUAUCUAAUUUAUUUAUUGCGGACUUGGAAAUCCUGGGGCCAACAUUAUCUAAGUUAUUUCUGUUUUAUCUUCUACUUCUGAACAAUCUCAACUUUUGUCAUUUUUAUCUUGUACUUUUCAAAACAAUCUUUCUACCAUUGGUUUGUAAUUGUUUCAGAGGGAUCAGCCUUUUGUUUGUGGACUACUUUAUUUAUGGCCAAGUUGUCUAAAGGAUGCAUUGUUUGUCGUUCUGCAUAUCUGGAUUUGAACCAUUCCCAGAUAUUACUGAGAUUGGAUUUGUAUGGACGUUAAAAAGUCCUUUAAUACUGCUAUCAGUGAAUCUUUGGCAUCAGAUUAAGCUAUAUCCUUUACAAUGUAAAGUUUAUGCUCU
Messenger RNA from Daucus carota subsp. sativus, 2446 nucleotides. RefSeq lists its product as uncharacterized. Gene Ontology annotation, biological process: box C/D sno(s)RNA 3'-end processing; rRNA methylation. Gene Ontology annotation, molecular function: histone H2AQ104 methyltransferase activity; rRNA methyltransferase activity; RNA binding. Gene Ontology annotation, cellular component: nucleolus; box C/D methylation guide snoRNP complex; small-subunit processome. Lineage: Eukaryota; Viridiplantae; Streptophyta; Magnoliopsida; Apiales; Apiaceae. The transcript is spliced from 13 exons. Bases 196 to 1965 code for a protein of 589 amino acids. The record is from RefSeq and is a predicted model, not a curated record.